CUAAGGCGCUUAAGGGUAUAAAAACCAAGGUGCUUAGGGUUUUUGCACUCCCUUCUCUUUAUGCGGUAGUGCCUCUCUUAUCAAUUACGGAGACCGCGAAACCACUGGGCCAUCAAAAUGUUCACCGCAAGACGGAAGAUUCAGAAAGACAAGGAUGUCGAACCCACAGAAUUUGAGGAGUCUGUUGCUCAGGCAUUUUUUGAUCUUGAGAACAGUAACCAGGAGCUGAAAAGUGAUCUAAAAGAUCUCUUUAUCAAUACUGCAGUUCAAGUGGAUAUCUCAGGGAACAAAAAGGCUGUUGUGAUCCAUGUUCCGUACAGAUUGAGGAAGGCUUUUCGCAAAAUUCAUGUGAGACUUGUCAGGGAGCUUGAGAAGAAGUUCAGCGGCAAGGAUGUCAUUAUGAUCGCAACUAGGAGGAUAAUGAGGCCACCCAAGAAGGGUGUGGCAGUCCAGAGGCCUCGCAGCCGCACAUUGACUGCAGUGCAUGAGGCCAUGUUGGAAGACGUUGUCCAUCCUGCUGAAAUUGUUGGUAAGCGCAUUAGAUACCGCCUUGAUGGCUCCAAGAUUAUGAAGGUUUAUCUGGACCCGAAAGAGAGGAACAAUACCGAAUAUAAGUUAGAGACGUUCAGUGGCGUCUACAGGAAGCUGUCUGGAAAAGAUGUUGUGUUUGAUUAUCCCGGGACUGAGGCCUAAAAGGUGUCAUAUGUCCUCUAUUUGUGUAAGAUCAAGAUUCCUCCUUUUUCUCCUGAAUCGAUUUUGGCGUGCAGUGAUUGCCAGAGCUUGAACUUUCAGACUUCGAUUUUCUUUUCAAUUUUAAUUUUGACAUAUGAGUAGGGGUACCCAGAAUUUUGAUAUUCUAUUUUGUUUGCUGAGGACUUUUUAGAGAUCCUGUUAUUUUUACAGAGGACGUGAAAGCAUUGUUAUUCGCUUUGUGGAUCAAGUUGACAUGCAAUGUAGGAUCUUGUGAGCAAACAGCUACUUGGUAACACUUGGUUUUGCACGAGAGGUUUUGUUAAAGA
Molecule: messenger RNA, 1019 nt
Organism: Amborella trichopoda
Lineage: Eukaryota; Viridiplantae; Streptophyta; Magnoliopsida; Amborellales; Amborellaceae
Product: small ribosomal subunit protein eS7
Biological process (GO): rRNA processing; translation; ribosomal small subunit biogenesis
Cellular component (GO): 90S preribosome; small-subunit processome; ribosome
Molecular function (GO): structural constituent of ribosome
Source: RefSeq, a predicted model, not a curated record